CGUCCUGUACGUAGUCUUGCUGGAACAAAUUUCUUCCUUGAACUGCUGUUGCAGUUUUCGAACAUUAGUGUUGGUAUAGAAAUUAAACAUCAAUUGAGAAUUUAUCGUUUUUGUAAUUUUUUUAUGUCCAUAUCUUUCACUUUCUUCAUUAUGUUAUAAGAUGACAUCAGUACUGCACAAAACUAAUCUGGAGUCCUCUUCCAGCAGUUGUGAAGUAAAUGUUCCAGCACGGAUGAUGGGAAGCAACAAGUCUGUGUUGGGACUAGUGGUGGUGGUGGUGACACUGGUGGUGACACUGGUGGUGACACUGGUGGUGGUAGAACCAGAGACCGGUCACUUUACUACUACGGUCACCAACAAUUCUCGCCAUAGACGAUGGUCGGAGCAUCCACACGCACGCCUUACCACUCCGGAGUUGAUCAGAGGUCGCGGGUACCCGGCCGAGGUACAUCAGGUGGUCACAAGAGACGGGUAUGUUCUUGAGCUGCACCGCAUACCUCACGGGCGCGCCGCCCCUUCUGUCCCGCCCAACACACACGCUGAUGGAGAGUGGUGGGCCCCACACACUGUAUACAACGUCAGCAGCAACACGCCACAAGGUAGACUUAGCACAGGAGAGCGGCGAGUGGUCUUCCUCCUACACGGUAUUCUCUUGUCCAGCGCUGACUAUGUCAUGAAUGAUCCUGACCAGGCAUUAGGGUUCAUACUGGCUGACGCUGGCUACGACGUCUGGCUCGGCAACAACAGAGGCAACUUCUACAGUCGACGCCACGUCCGGCUCUCACCCGAACAGCUGGAGUUUUGGGACUACAGCUGGAACGAGAUGGCUCUCUACGACAUGCCAGCAAUGCUUAGCUACAUUCUCAAGGUGAGCGGCGUGAGUCAGCUCAGCUUUGUUGGUCACUCCAUGGGCAACGCUCUGCUCUUCGCUAUGUUCAACUACCAUCCACAACUCAUCUCCAGGGUAAGUCCUCCACCUCCUCCUAUUCUUCCUCCUCUUCCUCUUGAGUACUUGCCGGUAAUCUUCGCGCACACACCAGCAGGCACGGGCCUGAGAGUGUUCGUCCACCUCCUGCAGAUCUACACUGCACGCAGGUUCCAGGCCUUUGACUAUGGCGAGGCUGAGAACCUGGUCCAGUAUGGCACCACCUCGCCACCUGCCUUUCCCCUCAGCCGUGUGAACGUGCCUGUCGGUCUUAUCUACUCUGACAAUGACUGGAUCGUUGAUAAAAAGGACGUACAACAGACAGCAUCGGAGCUGCCCUGGGUUGCACUCUACUACCGGGUUCCGCUGAGAGAAUUCAACCACCUGGACUUCAUGUGGGCGGAGAACGCGAGAGACCUUGUUUAUCGUCCCUUAGUGAAGUUCCUCCUAGAAUUCCAGUGAGUGAGAUAAAUCGGUGAACCUUCGGCACGAGACAUGCGUCAGGAAGGCAAAAACUGUUUGGCGUCUUGACUCACGAAAUCAUAAUAACACGAUUGCAAACGAACCAAGGAACAAGUGGGGGUUGAACCUAUAAUAUAUUUAUACACCCUGAAAAAGUACAGGAAGACAUAAACAGGGUUUUCCAGUGGGCAGUGGAAAACAACAUGACGUUCAAUGGUGAUAAGUUCCAACUGUUUAGGUAUGGAAAGAAUGAAGAAAUCAAAAGGAGCACUAUAUACAAAGCUCAAUAGGGUCACCAAAUAGAACGUAACGAACAAGUAAAAGACCUAGGAAUAAUUAUGCCAGCUGACCUUUCCUUUAAAGGCCAUAACAAGACAAAGAUCACACAGCCAGGAAGAUGACUGGGUGGGUAUUGAGAACUUUCAAAACAAGGGAAACUGCCGAUGGUGACACUCUUCAAAUCGCUAGUGCUCCCUCACUUAGAAUAUUGCUCAGUGCUGACGGCCCCGUUCAGGGCAGGAGAAAUAUCGUAGCUGGAACAAAUACAGAGAUCGUUUACGGUUCACAUUGAGCCAGUAAAACACCUAAACUACUUUUAACGCCUGCAAGUCUUGAACAUGUACUCAUUGGAGCGGAGGAGAGAGAGGUACAUGAUAAUAUAUACCUGGAAGGUACUGGAGGAUUUGGUCCCAAAUCUGCACACUGCCAUAACAACAUACUGGAGUGAGAGAUAUUGGAGGAAGUGUAAAAUAAACCCAGUGAGGAGCAGGAGUGCGGUGAGGACAAUAAGGGAGCACUGUAUCAACAUCCAGGGUCCAAGACUUUUCAACAUCUUACCAGAAGAUAACAGAAACACUGCUGGAACAAGUGUUGAAGCCUUUAAGAGGAAACUAGACAAGUAUCUUCACCAGGUGCCAGAUCAACCAGGCUGUGAUGGAUAUGUGGGGCAACGGACCUCCAGCAGCAACAGCCUGGUUGACCAGGCGAGCAACAGACGAGCCUGGCCCAUGGCCGGGCUCAGAGAGUAGAUAUACUCUCGAAAUUCUUCAAAGGUAUAUUAAAGGUCAAAGGUAUGGUGUGUAAAAUAUACCUAGUUGGAUAAAUCUUAUUGUAGCCAGCUGAUACAGUGGACUAUGCACUGGUCUGGAGUUUUCACUCACCAUGAGAUUCUUCGGCGUCUUGUAACGCUAGUCUACAGUCUACUAGUCUAUGUUCUGCAGUGUAGGCAAAACAGUUGUGUGACUCAGAUGUGGUGGAGACAAUGGCAAGAUGAAGACAGUUGAUGGAAAGACAUUAAUACUGUGGAAUCCUUUAUACAGUUUCACUCAACAUCGGGGUUCAUCCAGUAGUUUUAGAUGAAACGUUGUGCACAUGAAGGUUUCCACUGCAUUUGUGCCUCUUCGCCAGCUUAAAUUUGCUCAUUUUGUGGUCAGAUUAAUGAAGCUACUGAAGACUCAACAUGUUCUUGUCAGAGAAUGAAGUAAUAUUAGUUACUAGAGAUUAUCUCCCUGCAAGAGAUGCAACGAUUUUCUGCUAUGAUGAUGAUGAACCUGUCUUUAGUAAACAAGAAUCACAAGGAGAUACUUCAAAAUCAAAAUGCUGUAUUAAUCUUACGAGUCAAACUCAUCAUGUCAUCUAGGUUUAGAGAGAAUGUUCAUAAGUUAUUCUGUAAAAAUAUGUCGUGGCUGUGUUUCAGGGCGCCCCAUCCCCCUUCCAGUUACGUAUUGUAUACGUUAGACAGACAGGUUAACAGCUAUUUGUGUAAAUUUCCGACUUUUCAGACAGAGCUUGCGAUCUUAGCUUAUAAAGAAUCAAAGGAACUUCUAUUACUCUAGGUUUUUUGCGAGGUAAAGACGAGUUGCCAAGUUACGGUACAAAAUUUUGUGUUGUGUUAGUUUACAACACACAAUAAGAUAGGGUGACUAAACAGAACAACGUAGAGACAGCAGUUGUAAUGUCUAGUGUGAUCACUUACUCUCGUCAGUUUCCACAUUAAUUAAGAUGAAGUUAAUGAUUUAAUAUUAAAGAUAAUGAUACUACAUUUUUUGUCACAUACUUUAUUUGUUAUAUUUUUGAUGCAAGACUCUUUGAAAGUAAGAUACAAAUGUAGUAUUAGGAUAUUUAUUAAGGAGACGUUUCGCCGUUCAGGGGAUUUAUCAGUGCAGUACAGAAAACCAAAGUUUAUGGAGUAUAUUCUGGAUCAUGGUCAGGUGCUGAACAUGAGGAGAGGGUUAAGUGACAGAUAUGUCUACUUUGUGCUGAAGGAGCCUGGCUAGAACUUCUGAAAUCAUAAAAAUGUCAAAAUUACAUGAGAUUGCUAUUUCUUUGAGAGCUGAUUUUAAACAGCGCCCCUGUGCUAGACAGUUUCUGUAAUGAGUAAUCUGGCAUAUUUAGGAAUUUCAGUAUCUAGUGCAGGCAUUGCUUGUUUCAUGCCUUUGACAUUUAUACUUACGUAUGUUUCAGUCCCGCCUUAUCCCUGGGAUGGUAUAGAUGUCAGCACUAGUCUUUAUUGUGUGAGUUCCUUUUUCAUACCAAGUCCUUGACUGUGAUGGAUGUGAUGGUGGCUGUGAUGGAUGUGAUGGUGGCUGCGAUGGAUGUGAUGGUGGCUGUGAUGGAUGUGAUGGUGGCUAUGAUGGAUGUGAUGGUGGCUAUGAUGGAUGUGAUGGUGGCUGUGAUGGAUGUGAUGGUGGCUGUGAUGGAUGUGAUGGUGGCUGUGAUGGAUGUGAUGGUGGCUGUGAUGGAUGUGAUGGUGGCUGUGAUGGAUGUGAUGGUGGCUGUGAUGGAUGUAAUGGUGGCUAUGAUGGAUGUGAUGGUGGCUGUGAUGGAUGUGAUGGUGGCUGCGAUGGAUGUGAUGGGGGCUGUGAUGGAUGUGAUGGUGGCUAUGAUGGAUGUGAUGGUGGCUGUGAGGGAUGUGAGGGUGGCUUAUGAUGGAUGUGAUGGUGGCUGUGAUGGAUGUGAUGGUGGCUGUGAUGGAUGUGAUGGGGGCUGUGAUGGAUGUGAUGGUGGCUGUGAGGGAUGUGUUUGGUGGCUGUGAUGGAUGUGAUGGUGGCUAUGAUGGAUGUGAUGGGGGCUGUGAUGGAUGUGAUGGUGGCUGUGAUGGUUUAUAAAGUUUUAUUUUGGCAUGAAUGAUUGAGAUAGUGUUUGAUGAUUGGCUGAUUAGUAGUACUAGGUGACUGUGUCAGGUUAUGCGGAUGAUUUUCUCGUUUUUUCUUAAGCAAUUAUUGGUGAAAUGUGUUCAGCUUUUAAGUCUGGUAAAGGCUUGAAGUAUGUAGUCACAUUAUUACUCUUCUGGGAAAGCAGUGCAAGUGAUCCUAUAUUCUCUCAGUGUAUAAUCUUGUGAUGACUUGUCUCUAUUCUCAUGUCAUGGUGAGACAGGAAGAGUAAUAGUUCGUCUUUGUGGUUUCCUGAAAUCAAAUGUAUUAUUGUUUUUGCACAGUAAUGUGUCUUGAAGAGUAGACGUCUUAUUUUUUUAUCCUCCAUGAUGAACUUAACUGAGUUUUCUACAAAAUUGUUUUUAUUAAAGAGUACAAUUGCGUCGAGUCCCUUGAGUACAAUGAAUAUGAUAUCAGUCACAUCGUAGCCACUUUCCUCCGUUUGUGAUGUGCGGUUCCAACCUCUCCACCUUCAGGUGAUCCAUUUAUAAGUUAUUAACUAGGACCGCACUGACGGAUGAAUCGAAGCCCAGCUCAACAAUGCCGACGAAAUCCUUAGAUGACAGAUGGUCCAGAUCGAGAGUAAAUUUUAAAGGAGUAGAGCGAUGGCUUGUAUAGUGGGAACCCUAGUGAGCGAAGAUGUUAUGUUCUAACUUGAGAGUUUCUUGUCCAUAACACUGGCACUUCAAAUCUUGUCAAAAAGAACACCAGUGUUAGAUGUGAGCAGGGCUGAUCGUGUCUAAGAGUAUGAGAGGUAUUGUGCCAAAGUUCCUGCUAGGUUGUGUGCUGCGCCACCGCUGCACCAGGAGACAGGUCUAAAUUAAUUCAUACGU
Messenger RNA from Cherax quadricarinatus, 5372 nucleotides. Lineage: Eukaryota; Metazoa; Arthropoda; Malacostraca; Decapoda; Parastacidae. The record is from RefSeq and is a predicted model, not a curated record.